This is a messenger RNA of Aspergillus affinis, 3588 nucleotides long. Its product is annotated as putative RNA polymerase II transcription elongation factor (Ctr9). The transcript has 2 exons. Gene Ontology annotation, molecular function: RNA polymerase II complex binding. Gene Ontology annotation, cellular component: Cdc73/Paf1 complex. The coding region runs from base 1 to 3588 and encodes 1195 amino acids. The record is from RefSeq and is a predicted model, not a curated record. Gene Ontology annotation, biological process: regulation of DNA-templated transcription. Lineage: Eukaryota; Fungi; Ascomycota; Eurotiomycetes; Eurotiales; Aspergillaceae.
AUGGCGUCCUUGCAGAAUGGUUAUUCCAACGGCGUGAAUGGCGGCGAUUCCCUCGCGGCCAACUCGUUGGCUAACCUGCGUUUCUCUGACAUCCCGUCCGCCAUCGACAUUCCCGCGUCGACCCUCGACAGUGAGGUGGAAGUGAGCUUGGAAGGGCUUCCGGAUGACCCUACGGAACUAUGUACACUCCUGGAGAACGAGAGGGCCGCGAAGAAUUUCUGGGUGAUCAUCGCGCUCGCGUAUGCCAAACAGAAACAAAUCGACCAUGCCAUCGACAUCCUCAAUAAGGGAUUGGCCUCGGUCGCCCAUGGAGCGACCAAGGAGAAGCUAGGCCUCCUGGGCUGGGUAUGCUGGCUGUUGAUGUUGAAGAGUCGUCAAGCUCCCCGGGUCGCCUCCGAAGGCGAACUGUACACCGAGGCCAAGACGAAAGACUACUAUCUCCAACUCGCGACGUCGACGCUGAACGAGGCCUCUCGGCUGAACCCGGCUUUCCCGCCGCUGUUCCUUGCUCGGGGUGUUCUGUCCCUCUUGCGCUCCUCUUUGCACCCUCCGAGACCCAUUCGCCCUGGCACCGUCGACACCUCGGAAAGAGUGGAGUCCCUGCGACAGGCGCUCAAAUGCUUCGAUGAAUCGUCCAAGGCCUUCGGCGGCCGGAACGUCAUGGCAAUCCUGGGUCGUGCGAGAACCCAGUAUAUGCUGGGCAGAUAUGCCGACGCAUUGGAAGGCUACCAGAAGGUGCUGAUGAAAAUGCCCGGGCUAACUGACCCGGACCCCCGCAUUGGAAUUGGAAGCUGCCUGUGGCAGUUGGGCUUCAAAGACCAGGCGAAGGUUGCCUGGGACCGAGCAUUGGCACUGAACCCCGAUUCCAAGGUUGCCAACAUUCUACUUGCCGUAUACUACCUUUACGAUAGUUCGCGACACGCUACGACCGACCCGGUCUUCGGCUCUUUGUACAAGGUAGCCAUGACCCAAUACACGCAGAAGGCGUUCAAACUGGAUAAAGAAUACCCAAUGACCUGUUCCCUGUUUGGUGGCUAUUUCCUUCUGCGGAAGUCCUACUCCACCGUCGACACCCUGGCACGCAAAGCCAUCGAGCACACGGACGUGAUGCAGAUCGCUAGCGACGGGUGGUACCUGCUGGGUCGCAAAGCCCAUUACGAGGGCGAUCUUGCUCGUGCUGCAGAGUAUUACAACCGCUCCGACCAAGCGCGCGGCGGUGGUGACAAGGGCUAUCUGCCCGCCAAGUUUGGCGCGGUGCAAAUGCAAGUGUCGAACAAGGAUCUUGAUGGAGCGAAAUUCCGCCUGGAGAAGAUCAUCCAGCAGACCAAGAAUCCUGAGUGUAUGGUGCUGCUUGGAGCACUCCUUGCCGAGGAGGUCUUCGCCGCGCAGAGCAGCGGUAGCAAGGAAGACAAGUCGGCGGAAGCGAAGAAAGCCACCGGCCUCUUGGAAUCCGUCCGUGCCCUGUGGAAAGAUGAGAGCAAGAAGCUCACGCCCGACGAGUCAGUAUUGGUGUACCUUGCCCGACUUUAUGAACAGACCGCGCCCGAGAAGAGCAUGCAGUGCCUGUCUCGGCUGGAGGAAAUACAGUUGGCGGAGGUCCCCGAAGAACUACAGCCGGAAGGCCUCGAGGAUGAGGAGCAAAUCAAGGCCGCGCUUCGGGUGAAUCUGCCCCCGCAGCUGCUCAACAACAUUGGCUGCUUCCUGUAUCAGGCGGAGAAGGUGGAACAGUCGCGGACCAUGUUCCAAGCGGCCUUGAACGCCUGCGUCCGAUCGCAGGAGAAGGAAAGUGAGCUUGGCAUUGACGCGCUCGUCACGACCAUCAGCUACAACCUUGGCCGAAGCUACGAGGUUUCCGAUAUGCCGGAGGAGGCCAAGAAGGUCUACGACGGGCUCUUAGAGCGCCAUUCGGACUACACGGAGGCCAACGCCAGACUGACCUACAUUGCGUUGCGGCAGAGCCCCACGGACGAGGGACCCAAGAAGAUGGCCAAGCUUUACGAGGCCGACUCCACCAACCUGGAAGUUCGAGCGCUGUUCGGGUGGUAUCUCAGCAAAUCUAAGAAACGGACGUCCAAUCUGGCGGAAGACCAGGAACAGCGGCACUACAAGCAUACACUUCAGUACUUCGACAAGCACGAUCGCUACUCGUUGACCGGGAUGGGCAACGUCCAUCUCCUCACGGCACGAGACAUGCGACGUGAAACCGAACCGGAGAAGGAAAAGCGCCGCAAGAUGUACGAACGGGCAGUCGAGUUCUUCGACAAGGCUCUUCAGCUCGAUCCGCGCAACGCUUACGCGGCCCAGGGCAUUGCCAUCGCCCUGGUAGACGACAAGAAAGAUCACAGCACCGCCGUGCACAUCUUCUCGAGGAUCCGGGACACCUUGCGGGAUGCCAGCGUCUACCUGAACCUGGGCCAUGUCUACGCAGAGCUCCGUCAAUAUACGCGCUCGAUUGAACAUUACGAGGCGGCGCUAUCCAAGGACCGUGCCCGCGACGCGCAGAUCCUGGCGUGCCUGGGUCGCGUGUGGCUACUGAAGGGUAAGCAGGAGAUGAACCUGUCGGCGAUGAAGUCGGCCCUGGACUACGCGCAGCGCGCCCACUCCGUCGCGCCGGCCCAGAUCCACCUCGAGUUCAACAUGGCCUUCGUACAGAAUCAGAUCGCGUCUUUGACGUACGGGUUGCCAGAGACGCAGCGGACGGUGCAGGAUGUGCAGGACGCGGCAGACGGCCUCCGCCAGGCAGUGGAGACGUUUGGACGCAUCGCGCAGGCCAAGAAUCCGCCCUACCCGGCUGGGGCCCUGGAGCAGCGCGCGAACAUGGGCAAGACCAUCAUCAAGCAGCUGGAGCGCGCACUCCAGAGCCAGAAGGAUUACGAGGAGAAGAACGCGGCCAAGCUGCAGCAGGCGCGCGAGGCGCGCGAGGCCGAGAUCCGGCGUCGCGAGGAGGAGGUGCGCAAGGCGCAGGAAAUGGAGCAAGAGCGCAAGCAGCGGGUUGCCGAGGAACGACAGCGGAUGGUCGAAGAAGCGCAGCGGCUGGCGGAACAGCGCGCGGAUGAGGAGCGCGCCCGUGAGGAGGCGGACCUGACCACGGAAUCGGACACCGGCGCCAAGGUCAAGCGCAAGAAGAAGCCGUCGAAGCGCAAGAAGCAGCGGAACGAGGACGAUUUCAUCAACGACAGAGGGUCUCCUGGUCGGGACAAGAGCUCGGAACCCGACAGCGAGGGCGAGACGGCGCCAAAAAAGCGUCGACGCCUGGAACGCCGAUCGGGCGGCAAAGUGCAGUCGAACAAAUAUAAGAGCAGCGAGAUGGUGGUGGACUCCGACUCCGACGAUGCCGGCGCUGCCGCCCCCGACGAUGAUGAGGAAGUUGGCGCUGCGGCAGCAGACGAGGACGAGGACGAAGUUUUCCAGCGACGACGGAAUAAAUCUAGUCGUCGAGUCGCGGACGACGACGAAGAGGACGAAGAGGAAGCCGACAGGGGGGAGAAGAAGGGCGAAGGAGCGGGAGGAGCUGGAGAUGACGAUGAUGACGACGGGCUAUUCAGUGAGGGACCCGGCGAUGAAGAUACGGCGAUGAAUGAAGGAUGA